Oncorhynchus masou masou (cherry salmon) is the source of this 1596-nucleotide messenger RNA. Its product is annotated as involucrin-like. Lineage: Eukaryota; Metazoa; Chordata; Actinopteri; Salmoniformes; Salmonidae. The coding region runs from base 1 to 1596 and encodes 531 amino acids. Gene Ontology annotation, biological process: signal transduction. Gene Ontology annotation, cellular component: membrane. The record is from RefSeq and is a predicted model, not a curated record. The transcript is spliced from 2 exons.
AUGCGGCAUGAGUUUCACAGUGGAGCCUCGGACACAAGGGAGCACUGCGAUGCCACACUAUUGCGGAUGUCAGUGGAACAUGUGGAGAAGACAGUGGAACAUGUGGAGAAGACAGUGGAACAUGUGGAGAAGACAGUGGAACAUGUGGAGAAGUCAGUGGAACAUGUGGAGAAGACAGUGGAACAUGUGGAGAAGACAGUGGAACAUGUGGAGAAGACAGUGGAACAUGUGGAGAAGACAGUGGAACAUGUGGAGAAGUCAGUGGAACAUGUGGAGAAAACAGUGGAACAUGUGGAGAAGACAGUGGAACAUGUGGAGAAAACAGUGGAACAUGUGGAGAAGUCAGUGGAACAUGUGGAGAAGACAGUGGAACAUGUGGAGAAGACAGUAGAACAUGUGGAGAAGACAGUGGAACAUGUGGAGAAGACAGUGGAACAUGUGGAGAAGACAGUGGAACAUGUGGAGAAAACAGUGGAACAUGUGGAGAAGUCAGUGGAACAUGUGGAGAAGACAGUGGAACAUGUGGAGAAGACAGUGGAACAUGUGGAGAAGACAGUGGAACAUGUGGAGAAGACAGUGGAACAUGUGGAGAAAACAGUGGAACAUGUGGACAAGACAGUGGAACAUGUGGAGAAGACAGUGGAACAUGUGGAGAAGACAGUGGAACAUGUGGAGAAAACAGUGGAACAUGUGGACAAGACAGUGGAACAUGUGGACAAGACAGUGGAACAUUCGGACAAGACAGUGGAACAUGUGGAGAAGACAGUGGAACAUGUGGAGAAAACAGUGGAACAUGUGGAGAAGUCAGUGGAACAUGUGGAGAAGACAGUGGAACAUGUGGAGAAGACAGUAGAACAUGUGGAGAAAACAGUGGAACAUGUGGACAAGACAGUGGAACAUGUGGACAAGACAGUGGAACAUGUGGAGAAGACAGUGGAACAUGUGGAGAAGACAGUAGAACAUGUGGAGAAAACAGUGGAACAUGUGGACAAGACAGUGGAACAUGUGGACAAGACAGUGGAACAUGUGGAGAAGACAGUGGAACAUGUGGAGAAGACAGUGGAACAUGUGGAGAAGCCAGUAGAACAUGUGGAGAAAACAGUGGAACAUGUGGACAAGACAGUGGAACAUUCGGACAAGACAGUGGAACAUGUGGACAAGACAGUGGAACAUUUGGAGAAGACAGUGGAACAUGUGGAACAUGUGGAGAAGACAGUGGAACAUGUGGAACAUGUGGAGAAGCCAGUGGAACAUGUGGAGAAGACAGUGGAACAUGUGGAACAUGUGGAACAUGUGGAGAAGCAAGUGGAUCAUGUGAAGACAGUUGAACAUGUGGAACAUGUGGAGAAGCCAGUGGAACAUGUGGAGAAGACAGUGGAACAUGUGGAACAUGUGGAACAUGUGGAGAAGCAAGUGGAUCAUGUGGAGAAGACAGUUGAACAUGUGGAGAAGACAGUUGAACAUGUGGAGAAGACAGUGGAACAUGUGGAGAAGAUAGUAGAACAUGUGGACAAGACAGUAGGACAUGUGGAGAAGACAGUGGAACAUGUGGAGAAGACAGUAGAACAUGUGGAGAAGACAGUGGAACAUCGGUAG